Molecule: messenger RNA, 1251 nt
Organism: Anopheles gambiae (African malaria mosquito)
Lineage: Eukaryota; Metazoa; Arthropoda; Insecta; Diptera; Culicidae
Gene: pn
Product: exopolyphosphatase PRUNE1
Exons: 4
Coding region: 94-1215 (373 amino acids)
Cellular component (GO): cytoplasm
Molecular function (GO): exopolyphosphatase activity
Source: RefSeq, a predicted model, not a curated record
AAGGCUGUGGUCCUGCUAAAAUCUCAGGAAUUUAAACCUUUUUUUGUAUAGGGAAUUCAUAAUCAUAGGUUUGGAAAUAACACGCCCCACAAUAUGAACGCAUAUUUACAACGAUGCCGGAGUGUUCUGAAAAGUUCCAUAAAUAAAAUCGCUGUUAUCGGUAACGAAAGCUGUGAUCUAGAUUCGGCAGUGAGUGCAAUUGCCUUUGCAUUUCAUCUGCAACACUCACCGAAGUUGUUGAGCCCUUGGUACAAGCCCGAUACAAUAGUUUAUCCCGUGCUGAAUGUAACGCGCGCCGAGCUGCCACUGAAAACUGAGGUAACCUUCUUCCUCAAACGACAGGGAAUUGCGCUGGAUGAGCUGAUUUGUCGUGAUGACAUCGAUUGGCCGACGGAACAAGCCUUGAACGUAGUGCUCGUAGAUCAUCAUGUUUCGAGCCUAAAUCAGAACAUAGUGGGAAUCGUUGAUCAUCGUCCCGUGGAAGCUGCUGCACGGUUCAACCCAAAUGCUUUUAAAACAAUUGAGCUUGUUGGUUCUUGCGCGACCCUCGUCGGUCGUCAACUGUUUAGCGAUGGAAUCUCGCCCGAAGAGCGAGAAGGAUAUAACGUUGCAUUGGGGUUAUUGUAUGCUGCUAUCGUGCUAGAUACUGUAAACUUUUCCAAAGAAGCCGACAAAGCAAAACCCCUCGAUUACGAUAUGGCAGAAAGAAUAGAGUCGCAACUGCAGAUUACGGAACAAGUUCGCUCACUGCAUCGAGAGCAACUGUUCAAGUCCUUGGUCGAUGCCCGUAGCGACGUGUCGGAGCUGAACGCUUAUCAGUUGCUGUUGAAAGAUUUGAAAAUAAUAUCGCAAAAUGAUCGUACCGUGGCGGUGCCCGGAUUCCCGAUGGCAGUUCAGGAGUACAUAAAACUGCCGGAAUGGAGAGAGCAUCUGAACAGGUUUGCCACCAGCACUGAAAGCAAUGUUGUGAUUUUGCUCGGAAUGAAAGUACACCCUGAUGGCAGCGUGCGUCGCGAUGUUGGUAUCAUUCUGAUCGAUGGCACACCGUUAGCGGAGAAGAUUAUUGCAGCAUUGCACGCAUGCCAGGAAAUGAAUUUUGAGCUCGAAGAAAUACCAUGUUCGGAGAAUGGCACGUUUUAUCAGCAACAUAAUUUAAAAGCGUCGAGAAAACAAUUAAUACCAAUUGUUAAAAAUGUGCUCAGCACAAUACAGUGAUCAAAUAAUGCUACAUUAAAUUAUUCACAAAAGAAA